AUGAUACGCCUACUAGACGCAACCACUCACUCCGUCGCCUCUUACCUCGAUCCACCCUCUUACGCCAUUAUCUCCCAUGUCUGGCUCUUCCCCGAAAUUAUCCACACCGACAUUAUCGACCCAUCCGUCCCGCUCUCCACAUUCACCAACCCUUCUCACCCCAAACGCAUCAGUGCCGCAAAAAUCCUUAACUCAUGUAAUACCCUCGUCCGUCUCUACAACGGCAGAGUCAAGCACCUCUGGCUUGACACAAUAUGUAUUGAUAAGAGGGACCUAACAGAACUGUCGACAGCGAUAAAUACAAUGUACAAGUGGUAUAAGUAUGCGGAGGUCUGUUUCGUGUAUUUAGCGGAUUAUCCCUCCCCUUCCGUCAGCGACUUCACGCACUCCAAAUGGUUUACGAGAGGCUGGACACUGCAGGAACUCAUCGCCCCCAAGUCCGUCCUCUUCUUCGACGCAUCCUGGAACCGGAUUGGCGAUAGAGAUACUUUGCAAUCCGACCUCACGGCACGGACGAGCAUCCCGGCGGAUUUCCUGCUCGGGAGCAAGAACGUGGGAUGGGCGAGUGUGAGCUGCCGGAUGUCGUGGGCCGCGGGAAGGACAGUGACUGUUGAGGAGGAUAUUGCGUAUUGUCUGCUCGGUCUUUUUUGGCGUCAACAUGCCGCUGCUAUAUGGAGAGGGGGCGGAGAGGGCGUUUCGAAGGUUGCAGGAGGAGAUUAUGCGGUAUAG
Letharia columbiana is the source of this 729-nucleotide messenger RNA. RefSeq lists its product as uncharacterized. NCBI's taxonomy places the organism in Eukaryota, Fungi, Ascomycota, Lecanoromycetes, Lecanorales, Parmeliaceae. The transcript has a single exon. The record is from RefSeq and is a predicted model, not a curated record. Bases 1 to 729 code for a protein of 242 amino acids.